Molecule: messenger RNA, 7498 nt
Organism: Seminavis robusta
Lineage: Eukaryota; Bacillariophyta; Bacillariophyceae; Naviculales; Naviculaceae
Source: the annotation of a GenBank genome assembly
ACCAAAUGCUCGUUCCCAUGUGGGAACUACAUCAAUGAGAUAGGUGGAUUUAGGAUAGGGCCAUGACGGCAUUUCCAUUUCUUGUUUGCUGGAGCCGUAGUAGUCGGCAUGAAAGAGCGCAUUAUCGUCUGUAAUGACUUGAUCGGGGAUUAUCCCAAAGGACAAGGGAUCCAAAAUAUUGGCGUCGUCGUCUUGAUGUGGAUUGCUCGUAGUGGUAUGCGUGUGAUCAUCGUGGGUAGUACAGCUCGAAAUGGCCGCCAAGCAGGAUAUACCACUCUGGUGCCCUCUGGCAUCGGUAUCAUGACAGACCCAUUCCCCUUCGAGCACCAGCAUUCGUUGGGUAGCAACGGCCACUUGCAGUGCCAAGGCGGCGUAUUGAAAGUCUCGAGCAAACUGUUCGCUCCUGGUUCCCGCAGCCGCCUGCAUCCUCGACUGGAGUCUCAACCGACGUCCACAGACCGCGGGAUGUUGCAGGGUAUCCAUUUCCGCCAAUAGUUGUUUCUGUGCCUUGGCGUGACGGGCCAUGACCUCUUGCACGGAAGUAGUUUGUGGAUCAUCAUUAUCGUCGUGUUGUUUGUUAGUAGGAUGAAUGAUCUUAUUAUUGUGGGGUGCCGUGAAAACACCCAGAAGAAAGAAGACUAUGCAGAAGGCCGCCGCCCGCCACCACUCAGAAGAGUUGCGGAUGACCAUGGGCAAUCCAUCCUUCCUUCAGCUAGUAGAGUAGUAUCGGUAAUUGCUGGUACGAAGAGGGUUGGAUCAAUCGGAGACAGCAAACAACUCAACUCGACUUAAUGGAGUAACUGAAACGGAACCUUCUGCUUUUCUUGGAGUCAGUGAGUGAUCGAGUGAUGAGGUCGUGGCAUCACAAGCUGUGAUGUCUGAAUUCCUUCAAGGACGAAUCUUUUGGUACCACUCGGAGUGCAAGUAUGUAGUACGUGUAGUUCCGUUUGAUUGAGUCACGAACGAUCUCACUCUUUGAGAACGAGAACUUCCUCUUCAUGAUUUGUUCUGUUGGGUUUCGUCACCGCUUUCACUGUGGCAACAACACUUGUCUUGUCGAUGGUGCACGGUGUGUUUGUUCUAUAAAAUAGAAAAACAACAAACAGAACAAACAACAACAAGAACAACAACAACCAAAGAGUCUUAUCCUCCUCUCUUCUAGAGCUAAAGACUUUUUUGUUUGUAGUGUGUUGUGUGGCAAAUUAUUGAUAUCCUUCCUUUGUUCUUUCGGUGACAGCAUUUUUCUUCUCCUCCGUGCACGACUCGUCAUCUCAUUAUUCUGCAACAGAACUUCAUGUUGCCGUUGUGAACUCAUAUCAAUCCCAUUGUGGCGUAGAAAGAAAAGAAAGACUUCAACAAAGUAACAAACCAAAAAGUUUGUCGAGUCAAUCAUCAGAACUUGAGAUUCAGAUUUUGUGGCGAACCUCCGCACGCUCUCAUCAUCAGUGUCAAGAAGAAAGUGAAAAAGAAAAAGCAAGGGUUCCCUGACAGAGCAUAGGAAUUCACUAUCAUAGUGCUACUAGUAGUGUACUAGUAUAAGAAGAGCUGUUGCUUGGUUCAUGUCAGUCACCAGCAGACUGUCGAAAGAUUCCUACCAGUACUAACAAGAGGCUCACAAUUGAUCCACAAUCCACUCUACAUAGCAAAAGUCAAGUCAAGUCAACUAUGAAGUCCUACACGAAUUCUUCCAACCAACUUUUAUCUUCCUUUCGCUCCAGUUUGGUAGAUCCACCACCCGCUUCGAUGAGUAGCGCCAGUACUGUCGUUGUACCCCACCAAGGAUCGCUCUGUCGCAUGCAAGAUGACGAUGGCGCAUCAACAUACAUAAUUGACAUUUGCCUUGAAGAUGGACAGACACACGAUUUGAUUUUCGCGGCCCAAGAUUUCGACUUUUGUUCCAAACUUUUCGCCAUUCUCGAUACGGAAAGCAGAGGAGCCGUCGAACGGCGGACCAUUCACGAAUUCGUCACGCUCCGUUGUCCCGUCUUUUUGCGACGAGAUGAAGAUUUGAGACGAUCUUCUUCUGCUUGCGAUCAUACAACAAGUCAAGCUAAAAGCAACAACCACAACAAGAGCAGUCCCACAUUUGAUGAAGUAUGGAAAUCCGUUGUGGAAAGCAGCCGCGUGCCCGAAAUGAGAUUGACACCAGAGGACAUGCGAAAUGUCGAGUUGGGCGUUGAAUCUUGGAUGGUCUUUUGUCGAUUCAUUGCUCUUGCCCAAUACCUAGAAGCCAAGAGACGAUUCUCGGCACGCCACUUGCAACAAACCAUGCGACAUCGAAACUCGCCCAGAGGAAGUGAACUCGUCGUGGUCGAUGUUCCACCACCCGAACCACCCGUCCCACUCUCGAGAGAACAACUCGCCAACUACGAACGCAAGAGUCAGACGCCCCUGCCUCUACCGGAACUCGAUCUCGAUCACAGUUUGCUCGCAGCACACGAGUCCUCCAAACGACGGGCGUCGUCGUCGUCACAGCAAGGCAUUGUCAAAAUCAGUCUUUUUGGAUCACAGUCACACACGUAUCCCAGCAUGCCAUCCUCGUCCAACAGCCACAACCACAAUAAUAUUGAAUUCAAGGUAUCCUACAUGAAAAGCCACGAAGAUGGACCGCCCAUUGUCGUGAGACGGUCCAUGGAAGACAUGAAGUGGCUCAAUGACACUUUCACGUCACACAAGGUACUCGGAGGCACGUUGUGUGGAAGAAUCUUGCCCCCGUUUCCAAGACAUGGCAAACAACAUAACCUGACCAUGGCACAGUUUCAACGAGACAACGAUACCAUUUUGAAUGCGUCCACCAGUAUCAAGAAUACCACCGGUGGGGCCAUUGCGGCGGCUGCGGCAGGAGUGGAGAUACUCAAAGAUACCACGACAUCCAUGUUUGGGCUCGCCAAGACGCUCUGGAAGACUACCACAUCGGGGCAAAUAAUAAUAAUGCCCAACUCACAGGGCAUUAUUACCACCAUUCAGCCCAAAAAGGCGUUGCCACCUAACAAACCCAAGGCCAAGCCAUCACCGUCGCUGUGUUUGGCAUUGCCAGAGAGCUACUACAAUCCCAAUUCACCCGCUGGAAGGGCACGCCAGAUCGAACGAUACUUGAACUACCUGCUAGAGCAUCCGGCGCUCUCCACAUCGUUUCCUCUCAACACAAUUUUGAAAGCAAGUCAAUCGGGCCUAGAAGCUGCCAAGCAAUCCUUGGAAGAAUGCCUGCGUCUAUCAAAAGAAGUAAAAGAGCAAACGCCACAACUGGUGGACGGAAAGACAAUUCUGCCUUUCUGGGGUUCUUCCUCGGGCGCGCAUCCCAGUCUCUCGUGGGUCCGAACUGCGGCCCAGGCAGCCAUGGCGCUGAAAGUACACGGGAUCUUGGAAACCACCGGAAUGCAGUCGGCCAGUGCACGGCUACAACACGCCUCUCUGCCCAAUUUUGAUCAUCCCGGUGGAAGGCAAAUGGAUUGGGGAGACGAGGAACAAGACGAUAAUGCCAACAACAACUCUGGCAAUAAUGCUGAUGCUGCAGCUGAACCGCUGAGUGCGGCAGAACAAAUUGGUAGCUUUGAACAAGGGGUGGUCAGCGUACUAAGUGAACUACAGGCUGAAGUACGACCCCCCAACGACGACGAUGGAUACGACUUGUUGCCACUCCCGAUACCAGCUCCAGAACGGCGCAUCUUGAGUGCGGGCUACUCGCAGGGUCAUCAGACAGACUCAUCGUCCGUCUCCAGUGGACCAGGGGGUUCGGUGGAUUCACGGGAAGCUCGGUUUCAUUACGGUACCCAAACCCUGCGUCGCCGCUUUCCUGUGGACGAAGAGGACGAUGCUCGUUCGGCUUUUCUAGGGGAUAUCUCGGUGGACGAGCACAUUGACAAGCUCCGCGAAGUUAUUGGAUCAGUCGACAACACACUGUCGCGCUGCCUUGCCAGUGGAGGUGCUAUUGGAAGGGCUCGUCGAGAGCGGUUGACACUUCACUUGGAUAUUGUGCAGGGCUUUGAUUCCUGGAAGGGGUUGCGUGGCAAAUUCAUCCAACAGAGAGCACUCUUGAAAGGAGUUUCGGGUAUUGAACAAAGCAGUGAGGUGUACGAAGAGAGCGACCUUGUCUUGAUUGACGACAUGUCAUGGCAGACUUCGCUUGCCAACUCGGCCGUGUCGGCGGCUGAGGAUGUGCGUUCAGCUGUCAGGGCUGCAAGAACCGCCGAGAAUGCCAAGGCCGCAGCAAGCGCAGCAGCAUACGCGGCACAGAGUACUUGCGAUGCCGGAGGAUUCCCAUCAAUCGACGAAGCUCGAGCAGCUCAGACUCGCGCGUCGAUUGCUCAAAGCCAUGCCUUUCAUGCAGCUGUUGUGGAGCAUGAAGCCAAAGCCGUCAAAAGGAGGGCCACUCUUGCGUUGGCCCACGACGUCAAAUGCUGGAACGUUCACCGCAAACGAGAGAUGCUUCAGGCCUGCGUUUCACAUGCUCGUUCUCAGCUGGAAGCCACCCGAAGAGCUGUGGAUGCUUGGUCUUGCCUUCGGGAUGGUUUCAUCGGCUCAACGGUGAUUCCGGCGGCGCAGACAAGAAAAGCCCCACCUUCCGUCCCAACUUACAGAGUACAAACCGGGAUCAACCACCCCAGCAAUGCCUCAGAAGCAUCGUAUUCGCAGUCUUCUUCUUUUGGGAACACCUACAUGCAACAACAAAGCCAAAGCCAAUCCUCCGCUGUGACCACGGAUACGUUGGGCGAAGGUGUCUUUGCUGACUUGUUUGGUGUUUCCAAAGCCAGUUCUUCUUCUGGGUUCUCGUCUGGCAAUCUCCAGAACUCCCAGCCAGGGGCAUCGGCUUGUUCAAUUGGCAUUGUGCGUGAGGCCAGUACCGGCACCGAUGACGACUUUAAUUGCAUCGAUGCGUCCGAAGUCCCUCUCCAGCAAUCCGACCAUGAAGAUGCAACUGCGACAAUUUUCCAAGAUACGGCGGGAAAACCCGUCAUUGUUGCUGUGGAUCACAACAUACUCGCGAGCGCCCCAGCUCCGCUGCCAUCGGAAAUGAAGCCGAACGAUGCAGCCAGAGCGCCAGCUGCUGACAAGACCGAGUCAGAAGAUUCAGUUCUUCCCUUUGCUCAGCCCAUCCUGCCACCGUUUGCGACAGCAGCACCACUGGCAGAGGUCUCCAUGGCGGCAGCCCCUAUCGCUGAGGUAUCAAUGCCAAGGGACUGUGUGAGCGGUGGAGCUCCGCCUCAUCCCUUUGAAGAUCGGAAGAAGAGAACCAAAGAUGAGCACGAAAUUAUGAGUGAAUCCAUGCAGAGUCUGGUGGACGGCUUGAUGAGUUGGGGUGGCCAGUUCGAGGGCGAAGACGUCUUGCCAACUGGCAUGGCAGCGAGCAUUGCGUUUGAAUCAAGUGAUACGAUGCAAUGAGCACGCAACAAGCAAGCAAGCAAGCAAACAAACAAAGAACAAACAAACCGCAAUAGAAACCAUAAAGAAAGUAAAAUUAAUAAUAAAACAAGCAGUUAACAUUUGCUUUGUGCCGUGACUUCAAGCUGUGAUGGCUGGUUUCUUUGGCAUUGUUUUCCUUCGCCAUCAAGUCGGGCCACACCUUUCCUUGAACUGGCUUUUAGCCCAGUCUUUUGCAAUAAGAGUUGUUUCGGUGCUGUUUUGUUCCGUCGCAACUCCUUGUUUCGUUGCAUGCCGAUUGGACGCUUGGAGUCUUCAAUAUCCAUUCUCCGGCCUUUUUCGGCACCAGGAUGAGUUACAGUCACACCCUCUGCAUAAGUAUCAGGGCUCGGUUGGGUCAGGGGUCAAACAUGGGGCCAAGCUUGAGGGCACGAUGCUUGAUGUUGGGGGAACCAUGUAGGCACAAAUGAGAUUCUUGAACUAGCUAGAGCAAUGUAGAGUGGGGGCAUUGCGUCUUGUCAGCACUGAUGUCAGCAAGCCAUUGCGUAAGGGCUUGGACUUUGGCGUGCUCGGGUGCUUGCAAGAGUGAUUAGAUGAAGGUCAUACGAUUUUAGCAAAAAAGUGACUGAACUAAGUAGGUGCUGCAAAAGGCAACACCAACCAUCGUCAUGAGCGGUACAGAUGCUCUGUUGGAACAAUGCCCGUUGUCUUUGCCAGAGCAGGUAAAACUGGUGGACCAAGAGUGAAUGCGUGUAGCUAUUCUCAAAAUGAGCUCCAGGACCUCUACUUGCGCUUUGGUGUUCCUCUCCCAUUUUUUGCUUUUCUACUCGUUACAAGGUUUUGUAAGCAAACUAGUUGUUUAUACUGCAAGUGUAUCCUUUGUAUCACUUGGGACUAAAUAAUCAAGAAAGAACUUCAUAAAGUUGCCACACGCAGUGACUUAUCUUUCCAGGUGAGCAUAUCGGUAGUACCGUACCUGGAAACGGGUUACCUGCAAGAAGAACCCGCGCGCACCAAGCCCACCGGAAGCAUUCUUGGCUGCACCUGUUUGUUGCAAAUGUAUAUUUAUUUCUUGCCCUGCUUCUUAUUGUCGUUUUUGUCACUGGCAGCCGCGUUGGAUGCAGGAUAGGAGAAUGACGCCAGAGCAUCGCUGAGCCUUGCUUGUUCUUCGGCCCUGCUAUCCAAGGGAAAUCCACUCUUUUCCAAUCGAUCGUAUGUCUUUUCGCUUUGAAUGUUAAAGGCGGCAGUUUCGGCGGAUGGAUUGGCACCACCGACUUGUCGUUUUUCGUAGGCAUAUGCCGCCGGUGGUCGAAAGGCCGAUGCCAGACCACCGCCACAUGUACCACAGUUGCAUCCCGCACCAUGAUCACUGCACAUGGCACAGUUGCAUCCGGCAUCAUGAGUGCCACACAUGGCACAGUUGCAUCCAGCAUCAUGACCGGAGACACAGGAACCACACUGACAUCCUGCGACAUGAACACCGGUGGUGCACGUUCCACAGUUGCAAUUUUUGGCAUGGAGGCACUGGCCACAGGCACAACCACCCGGAUGCGACAGUUGUUGCUGCUGACUCAAGACCCAUCCCAUGGUAGCUCCGGUCGUUGCGACCGUGGCUUGCUGGAGGAAUCCGCGACGGGGCAUGGACAAAGCUGAUGCCACAUUGUUGUUGUGUUCACCUGGAGUGGCAGAGAUAAAGACACAAACGGCCAAUGGCAACGAAAAGCGGAGCUGGGUCAUCGUUUUGGCUUUGUUGGAUGGUAGCUUUGGUAUAAAAGCUGAUGUCUGCAAUCUACAAAGAAAUGAUAACUACUUGAAGAGAUGAUGUGGACGAUAGCAAAGCCACGAGAGGGAACGAUGGAGGCAAUACAACCUUGUACAAAUUUAUUUCCAUAUUAUUACGAUUAUCCUAACGUGUCCGCUACGAUACAAAGUGGUUGCUUCGGAUUGAAUAAUCAACUAAUAAUAAAAUACAGAUACGGGUAUACCGAGAUCCAAUUCUUUCCAUGGAAAAAUGAACUUGAUGUCAUGCUUGCCACGGCAACGUCAGUGGCCCUCCACUGACGCACAGAGCAAUUUACGUGUUGAGAAGGUCACCGCCCCGCUGAAUGAGGAGGCUCACGAUCGAAACCCCUCGCCCAGU